UGUGUUGAAGCUUUGACGAAGAGCUAGAGUGUAGAAUAUUCGACAUUCGUCUAACACUAUUUCAGGUGCUCCGAAGCAUGACUGCACCCAGAACACGUCGUCAAAUGCUCGCGACCGUGAAUGGAACUUACGUUAUGAGUGUCUGUAUUCUUAGCUGUGAAGGCUAGAUGCUUGUCUCCUUCCAUCCGAUCAAAACGACUCUUAAUGCUCAAGCUAUCUCCAAGUUUAGAGGACACUUUAGUCUUGCUUUCAUCACAUUCCUCCAUGUCGACACGCUGGACAUUACUGGCACACUGUCCUCUAUGGUACGCUUCGCUGGCGCUAUCGAUGAGAGGGCCCCGGAUUUCGAGGGCAAGCGCCGUACAUAAUCGAAGCCAUCGGUAUCUCCAUCGGAUGUCUCCUUGGAGGCCCUUCCGUCACGGCCUACAUGGGGAGUGGUGCUGGUAUCUCGGAAGGUCCCAAGACCGGUCUUGCCACCAUGGUCGCCGGACUUGUGUUCUUCAUCUCCAUCUUCUCCGCCCCUAUCUUCGCCUCAGCUCCACCAUGAGCCCCAGGCUGUACGCUUGUGAUUGUCGGAUCUCUGAUGACCAAAGCCGCGGCAGAUAUCAACUAGGGAUGCAUCGGUGGUGCCAUUCCGGCGUUCCUGACCACUUUAAUCAUGUUACUGCCCAUGGCUUGAUUGCUGGCAUCGUCUCAUACAUGAUGAUUAAUACCACGGAGUGGCAUUGAAGAGGAUCGGGCUUCGGCUUACUUCUCGCCAGAUAGAAUGACCGAUGAGAAAGAGACUAUCAACCGAGACAACAAUGCCGCCGCUUAGCUGUGAAUGGGUGUAUGUG
Mytilinidion resinicola is the source of this 836-nucleotide messenger RNA. RefSeq lists its product as uncharacterized. NCBI's taxonomy places the organism in Eukaryota, Fungi, Ascomycota, Dothideomycetes, Mytilinidiales, Mytilinidiaceae. The transcript has a single exon. The record is from RefSeq and is a predicted model, not a curated record. Bases 205 to 729 code for a protein of 174 amino acids.